GCGCGCCGGGUCCUCCCCCGCCAACACCUGCUUCUGGGCGGGCGGCGCGCGCUGCGCCCGGCUUCUGUGGUGUUUGUACGCGGGCCGGCGCGAUGGGCAAGAAGGGCAAGAAGGAGAAGAAGGGCCGCGGGGCGGAGAAGACGGCCGCCAAGAUGGAGAAGAAGGUGUCCAAGCGCUCGCGGAAGGAGGAGGAAGACCUGGAAGCUCUCAUAGCCCAUUUCCAGACGCUGGAUGCCAGAAAGACUCAGAUUGUGGAAACCCCGUGCUCCCCACCUUCACCACGGUUAAAUGCCUCCCUCUCCGCACAUCCUGAGAAAGAUGAAUUGAUCCUUUUCGGAGGUGAAUAUUUCAAUGGCCAAAAAACUUUUUUGUAUAACGAGCUCUACGUCUACAAUAUCAGAAAGGACAGCUGGUCUAAAGUCGACAUCCCCAAUCCACCUCCAAGGCGCUGCGCCCACCAGGCGGUGGUGGUGCCCCAAGGCGGCGGGCAGCUGUGGGUCUUCGGAGGGGAGUUCGCUUCCCCCGACGGAGAGCAGUUCUACCACUACAGGGAUCUCUGGGUCCUGCACCUGGCCACCAAGACCUGGGAGCAAGUCAGAGCAACAGGAGGUCCUUCAGGUCGGAGUGGACAUCGGAUGGUAGCCUGGAAGAGACAGUUAAUCCUUUUUGGUGGCUUCCAUGAGAGUGCAAGGGACUACGUCUAUUACAACGACGUGUACGCCUUUAACCUGGACACGUUCACGUGGAGCAAGCUGUGCCCGUCAGGGACAGGGCCCACGCCCCGCUCAGGCUGCCAGAUGUCCGUCACGCCGCAGGGCAGCAUAGUCGUCUACGGGGGCUACUCGAAACAGAGAGUCAAGAAAGACGUGGACAGAGGUACCCCGCACUCAGACAUGUUCCUGCUGAAGUCCGAGGAAGGGAGAGAAGGAAGGUGGGCGUGGUCUCGGAUCAACCCUUCCGGAGUCAAGCCCACUCCAAGGUCUGGCUUUUCGGUGGCCAUGGCGCCAAAUCACCAGACGCUGCUCUUCGGGGGAGUCUGUGACGAGGAAGAAGAGGAGCGCUUGGAGGGUGACUUCUUCAACGACCUGUACUUCUACGAUGCCACCAGGAACCGCUGGUUUGCAGGACAGCUGAAGGGACCCAAGACGGAGAAGAGACGGCGCCGGCGGGGCAGGAGGGCGGGGCCUGAGGGAGCUGACGAGCAGGAGCAGGCGUGUGGGGGAGCCGGCACCCUGGCACCCCUGGAGGUGGUCACGGAGGUGGCAGUGGAGGACGGGACGGUGGUCACCAUCAAGCAGAUGCUCUGUGCCCCACACGCGGCGGGACGGCCCCAGCCCGAGGACGAAGAUAGUCCCGAGGAAGCCGGCAGCCCCGUGGUCGAGCCGAGUCCGCGCUCCAACGCCAUGCUGGCCGUGAAGCACGGGGUGCUCUACGUCUACGGGGGCAUGUUUGAAGCAGGUGACCGCCAGGUCACCCUCAGCGACUUAUACUGUCUCGACCUCCACAAGAUGGAGGAGUGGAAGGCUUUGGUGGAGAUGGACCCAGAAACUCAGGAGUGGCUGGAGGAGACGGACUCCGAUGAGGACAGCGACCAGGCCGAGGGUGCCGAGGGUGGCGAGGAGGAGGAGGAGGAGGACAGCGCAGAGGAUGGCAGCUCGGAGGACGGAGAGCCCCCCGCGGUGGCGCCUGGCGAGCAGUUUGCCGACUAUCUGCCCAGGACCGAGCCGCACUGGGUGAAGCUCGCCCGGGACAAUGUGGAGCCCGACGCAAAGGAGAAGAAAGUGCUGAGGGUGGCCCAGGCCAUGGCGAAGACUUUCUUUGACGAGUCUGUUUGAGAUGCGGCACUGGGCCAGGAGUUAUGUGGAGUGCAGCGUGGCUGGAUUCCCUCCGCGUCACUUUGUGUUAUUUAAAA
Molecule: messenger RNA, 1912 nt
Organism: Propithecus coquereli (Coquerel's sifaka)
Lineage: Eukaryota; Metazoa; Chordata; Mammalia; Primates; Indriidae
Gene: KLHDC4
Product: kelch domain containing 4
Exons: 12
Coding region: 93-1835 (580 amino acids)
Molecular function (GO): protein binding
Source: RefSeq, a predicted model, not a curated record